Molecule: messenger RNA, 1533 nt
Organism: Penicillium odoratum
Lineage: Eukaryota; Fungi; Ascomycota; Eurotiomycetes; Eurotiales; Aspergillaceae
Product: NAD(P)/FAD-dependent oxidoreductase
Exons: 2
Coding region: 1-1533 (510 amino acids)
Cellular component (GO): cytoplasm
Molecular function (GO): oxidoreductase activity
Source: RefSeq, a predicted model, not a curated record
AUGCCCUUUGCUCAGUUCCUGCUCAAUGAUCUUUCAAUUCCGGUUGAAGACCGACAACAGGCCGUCAACCGCAUCUAUGCGGAUCCAGGUAUCCCCCGUGAUACCACAACCUCGUCCUUUUGGACGCAAACUCCACACCCGCAGUUUGCGCAGAGUUCUGGUCAGCCUCUGUCAUCUAGUGCUGAUGUCGUUAUCAUCGGCUCAGGGAUAACAGGUGCGUCUAUUGCACGCACGCUUCUCAAAAGCCGUGCCAAACCUGCGUCUUCAAAUCAGGCACAUCCGGCUGUCGUCAUUCUUGAAGCCCGGGGCAUCUGCAGUGGUGCCACUGGUCGGAAUGGUGGCCAUAUUAUGGAGACUGCGGAUGGAUAUGCUGAGUUGGCCGAUGUCUAUGGGGAUGAAACGGCGCGCAAGACCAUUCGCUUCCGGUUAGCACAUUUGCGGGAGAUGCUGGGCGUGGCAGAGGAACUUGGUCUCACGGAGGAGACUCAGGCACGACAAGUACAGUUUCUGAGUGCCUUCUUCGGCGAUCAGCCGUGGAAGGAUGCCUUAGAGAGGCUUCGACGUUUCAAGGAGGGCAUGCCCGAGGAAUCGGCAGACUGGACAACCUAUGACCGAGCUUCAAUGCCAGAUGAAUUCAAGCUCUCAAACGCAACAGGGAUAAUCGCAGGUCCCGCUGGUGCCCUGUGGCCCUACAAGUUCGUCACGGGUAUUCUGGCCAGACUGCUCGCAGACUAUCCAGAUGAAUUCCAAGUCAAUGACCACACAGCGGUUACAUCCAUUGGAACCAACUCCACUUCAACUUUCAAAUACAAAGUUUAUACAAGUCGUGGAAUUAUUUCCGCUCGACACGUAAUUCAUUGCACAAAUUCUCACGUCAGCCACCUAGUGCCCGGUCUACGAGGCAGGAUAUUUCCCGUGCGAGGCCAAAUGUCCGCCCAAACGCCAGGCGACAAGUUCCCCUUCCAAGCAUACAAACACUCCUGGCUCUUCAGCUACCAUCGCGGUUUCGACUAUCUAACUCAACUCCCGGGAGGGCAGAUGAUGUUGGGAGGAGGAUUCGCUCAAGGCCAGCUCGGUGGACUCGCAGAUUUGGGCAUAGCCAGAGACGACGAGCUAUGCAUGUACAAUGAUAUUCAUCUUUCUGGGGCUUUGAGUGCAGUCUUUGGCCGAGACUCCUGGGGCCGUGUGCAAGGUGACCCGGUGCAGGCGAUGUGGACGGGCAAUAUGGCAUUCAGUACAGACAGUUUCCCGUGGGUGGGACAAUUGCCAACCUCGGUGACAAAUCGGUCAUCUUCAGGUGAGGGAGUUGGAGCUGAGUGGGUUUGUGCUGCAUUUGGUGGGGAUGGGAUGGUCCAGUGUUGGUUGUGCGGCAAGGCUUUGGCUACUAUGCUGCUCUUGCAGGAUGGGACACUAGACCCUGCUUCUAAUGCGGAUCUUUCUUGGGUUCCAGAGCAAAUGCUCGUUUCUGAGAAGCGUGUUGCUGCUGCCGAGCUGCCGAGGUAUGUGAAUAGUACCCGCCAAGCGCAUCUAUAG